Molecule: messenger RNA, 1181 nt
Organism: Cynara cardunculus var. scolymus (artichoke)
Lineage: Eukaryota; Viridiplantae; Streptophyta; Magnoliopsida; Asterales; Asteraceae
Product: probable NAD(P)H dehydrogenase (quinone) FQR1-like 2
Exons: 2
Coding region: 275-1030 (251 amino acids)
Molecular function (GO): NAD(P)H dehydrogenase (quinone) activity; FMN binding
Source: RefSeq, a predicted model, not a curated record
GAAAAAAGCUGGUUGGAACGACGACGUUUGGAGGAUGUGAUUGGCGGAUGGAUGGCAAUGGAAGUCUUCUGCCAACAACAAGCGAGAGAGACAUAAUAAUCGAAAGCGUGCUUCAAAUGUAAAGUUGACGUUGGAUCCAAUGCCCUCAACAGUGAAAUCCCUAAUCAUCAUAACUAAACCCCCUAAAAGUUGAAUCCAAAUCGAAUUCCGCCAUUGUUGUCAGAGAAAAUUCUUCACUUUUUACCCAGAAAUUUGCUGGUGAUUUUGACUUGUAAUGGGCAAAGGCGGUGGUUGCGUUCCCAGUAAGAAAAGUCCGCCGGCGGUUGACAACGAUAAUGCUCCGGUCAGUAGUGGCUCACCCAGCAAUGCGCCGGAGGUUCAGACACGAGAUGAAGAAGUCCCUAUAGUGACGGUGGCGAAGCUCAAGAUAUUGAUCGUCUUCUACUCGAUGUACGGCCAUGUUGAAACCCUGGCGCGUCGGAUGAAGAAGGGAGUCGACGGUGUUGACGGCGUGGAGGCGGUGUUGUUCCGGGUGCCGGAGACGUUGUCUGAUGAUGUACUGGCGCAUAUGCGGGCCCCAUCGAAGGACGAUGAGAUUCUCGAGAUAGCAUCGGUGCAUGAGCUGGAAUCGGCCGAUGGGUUUUUGUUUGGGUUUCCGACGAGGUAUGGUUCUAUGGCGGCGCAGAUGAAGGCGUUCUUUGAUUCAACGGGACAGUUAUGGAGAGAACAGAAGCUCGCCGGGAAGCCGGCCGGAUUCUUCGUGAGUACUGGUACACAGGGCGGCGGACAAGAGACGACAGCUUGGACAGCGAUCACGCAGCUAGCUCAUCACGGAAUGCUUUUUGUUCCAGUUGGGUACACAUUUGGGGCAGGUAUGUUCAAAAUGGACUCGAUCCGUGGAGGUACACCUUAUGGUGCCGGUGUGUUUGCUGGUGACGGGACCCGCGAACCCACUGAUACUGAAUUGGCACUUGCUGAACAUCAAGGCAAGUACAUGGCUGGUGUGGUUAAGAAACUGGCUCAAGCUUGACCGGCUUUGGUUCUUAAUUUCUAUCGAACCAUUACACAUUUUGUGGUUUUGAAUAUGAUUCUAUUUUGUGAUUACGCAUCUUUCGAUCCCUUGGAACUCUGUACAUUUGUCGUAUAUUUGAUUUGUUGUUACAUACCGAUGCACCAUCAUA